AUGGAUACGAAUGAGGUAUUAUUUGGUAUAUUACACGGUAAUUUUCGAAAUACAACUAUGAAGUUUUCAGUUGAUUUACCAAAAAAACGUGGAUGUGGUGGUUCAAGAGCAAUUCGAUUUGCUCGAAUUCGAAAAGAAAAACGACAAAAUUACGUACGAAAAGUAUCCCAAACGGCUCUACAAUGUUUUAUUACGGAUGAUAAAGUCAAUGUUGAUGGUAUCAUACUUGCAAGUGUAGCCGAAUUCAGUAGUGCACUGCAUCAAGCCGAUGUGUUUGAUCCCGUUAGUUGUAGUUUUCCUUUUAUAAUUAUCACUAACACUGAGAUAUUUAUUAAUGGUAAAUCAUAUAUGGAAGUCGUAGCUAAAGCUCUUUUAACAGCUAAAGAAGAAGUUUUUAUUACUGAUUGGUGGCUUUCAUCAGAAAUAAUGUUAAUAAGAUCAACAGAUGACGAAACAUUUCGACUCGAUAAUUUAUUAGGAAAAAUAGCUGUAAAUUUUUUAUUUUUAUUUAAUAUAACUAAAUAA
Molecule: messenger RNA, 525 nt
Organism: Rotaria sp. Silwood2
Lineage: Eukaryota; Metazoa; Rotifera; Eurotatoria; Philodinida; Philodinidae
Source: the annotation of a GenBank genome assembly